UUACAUGACAGACAUACCUAAAAGCAGGGCUAGACAGUUAGUUAUGCAGCCGUUAAACUGUUUAAGUUUCUUGCUCGGGCUGGCCAUCCUCUCAGCCACCCUUGGGCCCUUUGUUACUAUUGCACAUAGAGAAUUGCUGACGGUAACUGGCAGCAAGAGAGGAGCAGAAAUCAAGCUGGACCUAAGUGUUGACAAAACAAGCACAGAUGAGGAUGUUAGAAGCAAUGUAUUGACAGGACGAAAGCUAGUUUCUGGAGAUGCAGUCACGGAGCAGAAGGAUGCAAAUAAUUCUGGAAGCAAAACAAGCUCAGGAGAAAUUAAGAACUACCCAACUAAUUCACAUGCGCCUUCAAACCUAAAGGAUAGUAGUAGCUCCAGGAUGCAGGCAGGACCAUCCAUGAAAAGAAUGAAACCAGAAGGAAGCACAUCUGUGAUAGUACUCAACAUGCCAAAUCCUCAACAUAUCAGAACAUUGCCAUCAAAGCAUUCUGCCAUGAAUUCAAAUGCAGGCUUCAAACAAAAGUUGAGGGAUUCAAUCGUUCGCAGCACAUUACAUAGAAUAAAUGAGGAUUCAAAGGAGAAAAUGCUAGAGGCCAGUGAUGAGGUUCUGAAAUUUCUUAACAGGGACUACCAUGCCUCUCCCCAUAAGAGGAGACCUGUUCAUAACUAAGGACAAGGAACUUAUGCCAAAUCCUAGUCUUUUAACCUAAGUUAAUGAUCUAGUGGCGAGCCAGUAUGAUCAAGUGAUGUUUCCCGUUCUAAGGAAUAAUAUGCCCCUGUUCAUGAUAACCCAUGGUGUUUUCACUUUUUCCUUUAAAAAAAUCCAGUGUGCAACCUUUCAAACUUUUGAAAUGCAACCUUCAGAGUUAAAAUGGCAUAGAUGCAUAGUCAACCCCACCGAGUAAUGAUCUUAUAAAGAUCACACGUGAAACGUAUUUCAUAAGAACUAGUUCAUGUCAUGACUCAUGAUCUAGAUGGCAGGCUAAAUAAACUAUAAAGCAUGCAAGAAGAAAACAAUUAUCACAAGAA
Molecule: messenger RNA, 1029 nt
Organism: Panicum hallii
Lineage: Eukaryota; Viridiplantae; Streptophyta; Magnoliopsida; Poales; Poaceae
Exons: 5
Coding region: 5-670 (221 amino acids)
Biological process (GO): regulation of root meristem growth
Molecular function (GO): growth factor activity
Source: RefSeq, a predicted model, not a curated record